AUCAAAAGUAACUUGAGAUGAAGAGAAAUGCAGAAAAAUGGAAAAGAAUAAGAUAAUUUGUUAGGUGAGCUGGUGUCGCUUUUGUGAGUUAAGCUGACAAAUCAAAAGGGGUUUUCACCCCCAAACAAAGCAAACACGCGCUAAGCUUUGUUUGCGCCUAAAACUGCUCUGAAACAAGGCAAGAAAAUCGCAGGCAAAAAACCGGCAAUGGCGCGCCUCUUCCGUUCCAGUGACCCCGCCGCCGGCGCCACCAGCGCGCCGCCGCUGCCGUCCCCACUCCCCGACCUCGGCGUGCCGCUCUCCGCCGCCGACCUCCGCGCCACCGCCUACGAGCUGCUCGUGGCCGCCUCGCGCGCCACCGGCGCCAGGCCCCUCACCUACGUUCCUCAGUCCGCGACGGCGGCUGGCAAGCUGAAGGGGGCCUUCGGGUUCGGGUCCUCGGCGUCCUCCAAUGGCGGGACGGCGGCGGCGCUGGAGCUUGUGCGGGUGCGGAUGGGGGUCACGGUGGAGGCGGACGCGAGGAUCCGCCGGGCGCUGCUCCGCGUCGCCGCCGGACAGCUUGGCAGACAUGCACAAUCUAUGGUUUGGCCCUUGGAGUUCCUGCAGAAGUUUAAAUCAUCAGAUUUCCCAGAUCCUCUAGAGUAUGACGCUUGGCAGACUAGGAAUUUCAAACUUCUCGAGGCUGGUUUGCUUGUCCACCCUCUUGUUCCUUUAAAGAAGUCAGGCAUUCCUGCAAAGAGAAUGCGGCAAAUAAUACAUGAAGCAUAUGACGGGAAACUUGAAAUUGGGAGGAACUCUGAAUCUAUGCAAAGGCUGCGCAGUGCUGUCAUGUCCCUUGCAUGUAGAUCCCUUGAUGAAACUUCUGAUGAGUGUCACUGGGCAGAUGGCUUUCCUUUGAAUCUGCAUAUCUACAAAAUGCUGGUAGAAGCUUGCUUUGAUAUUGAGGAAGGCACAGUAGUACAAGAUUUUGAUGAAACAAUGGAGCUGUUAAAGAGAACUUGGCCUAUUUUUGGAGUCAAUCAAAUGCUCCACAACCUUUACUUCACAUGGGCAUUGUUCAACCAUUUUGUCAUGUUGGGCCAAGAAGAUAAUCAAUUGCUUUCUGCUACAGAGAAUCUAUUAGUCGAAGUUGCAAAGGAUGCUAAAAUAACGAAAGACCCAGAUUAUUGCGAUGUACUGAGCUCCAGUUUAAGCUCAAUAAUGGGUUGGGCAGAGAAAAGACUGCUUGCGUACCAUGAAACUUUCAAUACUAGUAAUAUUUACUCCUUGCAAUAUAUUCUUUCAAUAGGAAUAUCAACUGCAAAGAUUCUUGUUGAAGAUCAAGAUAAAUCUUAUGAAUACCAUAGUGGAGCGAAGGGAGAUAUUAAUGUUGUGCACAGCAGGAUUGAAACCUAUAUACACUCGUCACUUCGCACUGCUUUUGCUCAAAAAAUGGAAGAGGGAGCUUCAAAGCGGUUAUCAAGGAACCAUACGCCUAUCCUGUCAAUUCUGGCAAAGAAAACAAGUGACCUUGCUAUUAAGGAGAAAAAUGUAUAUAGUCCAAUAUUGAAGAAAUGGCACCACCUUGCUUUAGGUGUCGCAGUUGCAACCCUUCAUGGUUGCUUCGGAAAUGAGCUGAAGCAAUUUAUAGCUGGACUUACAGAGCUCACACCAGAUACAGCUCAAGUGCUUAAGGCGGCCGACAAGUUAGAAAAGGAUCUAAUUCAUAUUGCUAUUGAAGAUUCUAUGGACAUUGAUGAUGUAGGCAAGUCAUUGGUAAGACAAAUGCCACCUUAUGAAGCUGGAACUGUAAUGGCCAAUCUGGUGAAAGCAUGGGUAAAAGAACAAGUUGACAAACUUAAGGGAUGGGCUGACCAGAAGUUAGAGCAGGAGACUUGGAACCCAAAGGAUAAUAAUAUGGACAGUUUUGCCCCCUCUUCUGUGGAGAUGCUGCACUUAAUUAAGGAGACUUUUGAUGUAUUUUUUGAGUUGUCUAUACCGAUGCACUCUGCUCUGCUUGCUGAUCUGACAGCUGGACUUGAUAAAUGUCUACACUAUUAUGUCUCCAAAGUGAAAUCUGGUUGUGGAACACAGAGUACUCUUUUUCCUCAGUUACCUCAUCUAACAAGGUGCGAUGUUGGAUCCAAGUUAUUCAAGAAAAAUGAAAAACCACAGCUUCUUGUGAAGCGAGGAUCACAAGUUGGAUCGACAACUGGAAAUGAAUCCUCGAGUCUUUCAGGACUAUGUUUACGAAUAAAUACCCUUCAUUACAUUCAAAAUGAGCUAGAAAACCUGGAUAAGAAGACAAAAGCAUGCUUGCGAAAUGCUGAGUUGGCUCAGCCUGAUGUUGUUGAUGGACUGAACAUCAACUUUGAGCUAUCCCAGGCAGCUUGCCAAGAAGGAAUCCGACAGUUGUGCAAGACAACGGCAUAUAAGGUGAUAUUCAGUGAUCUGAGUCACGUUCUUAUGGAUGCUCUGUAUGUUGGUAGCCCUGCCCCUGCAUCAAACAGGAUACUGCCUUUUUUAAAAGAGCUAGGUCCUAUCCUUAGGAGUAUAUCUUCCACAGUGCGUAAUGAAGUGCGAAACUGCCUGAUAACUGCAUUGAUGAAAGCCUCUUUUGAUGGCUUUCUGUUGGUGCUUCUUGCUGGUGGACCGACACGUGCUUUCUGUUGUCAGGACUAUCAGAUAAUAGAGGACGAUUUCAGAGCCCUGAGAGGCUUGUACUUAACAUACAGUGAGGGCCUGCCAGAGGAUUUAGUUGCCAAGGCUUCCUCAGAAGUGAAGAGCAUUCUACCACUUCUACGGACAGAUACCGAAACCCUCAUUGAACGGUUCAAGAAGACAAUUUCUGAAUCACAUGAAUUUACAACAAAAUCCAGGUUCCCCAUGCCUCCGGUUCCUGCCCAUUGGAGCCCAGAUAAUGCCAACACGAUACUACGUGUUUUAUGCUAUCGAAAUGAUGAGGCAGCUACAAAGUUCCUUAAGAAAACAUACGAUCUGCCAAAGACACUUUGAUUCUGCAAAACUACACACCAUAUGGUCUAGCAGCAUGCAAAUAAAAGAUAAGGUGAAUUAGUCUGUACUGCCUCCUUGUGAAGAAUCGCAACACGAACAUUCAAGUAGAGAAUUAUCAAGUCUGAAUUGGCAGAUUUCGUGGGUGCAGACUGGAUAUUUGGUUCUGCGAGUUUUCUGCAGCAACCUAGGAUGCUGUCAAUUUGGAUUUGGUGGGUUUGACAGCUUUAUAUGAUGGCCAAUGUUCGGAUUGUUUGUUUCUACUGGUCCUGGAUUUGUGUGUCAGACUGUUAAUAGGAUCUAUACGACAUGGAGUGUGCGUAGUAUAUAGAAAUGGUUACGUGGCUAUGUUUGCCAUUGAAUACAGAGGAAAGGCUGGCGAUGUGUAUGUAUGUGUGAUACUUUUGACAUUGAGAAAACUAGCCUAAAUUUUUCUCUGUGACAAAAAAUGUAUAUAUUUGAAUUUAACCUGGCCCUCCCACCUAUUUAUGC
Molecule: messenger RNA, 3483 nt
Organism: Setaria italica (foxtail millet)
Lineage: Eukaryota; Viridiplantae; Streptophyta; Magnoliopsida; Poales; Poaceae
Exons: 5
Coding region: 208-2994 (928 amino acids)
Source: RefSeq, a predicted model, not a curated record